Messenger RNA from Schistocerca serialis cubense, 6667 nucleotides. RefSeq names its product KN motif and ankyrin repeat domain-containing protein 3 (gene Kank). Gene Ontology annotation, molecular function: protein binding. Gene Ontology annotation, biological process: negative regulation of actin filament polymerization. Gene Ontology annotation, cellular component: cytoplasm; cytoskeleton. Lineage: Eukaryota; Metazoa; Arthropoda; Insecta; Orthoptera; Acrididae. The record is from RefSeq and is a predicted model, not a curated record. The coding region runs from base 70 to 3837 and encodes 1255 amino acids. The transcript is spliced from 14 exons.
GCAGUGGCGCGCCGCUCUCCGGCCUACCUGCACUCCGUCAGUUGUGACGGUUCCCGGCCCGCUGCGAAAAUGUCCGUGUGCGUGGGAGAAGACCCCGGGACAGAGUCCCGCGGCCGCAGCCGGUACCGGAAGUGCGACUGCUGCCCGUACGGCUACCACAUCGACCUGGACUUCGUGCGCUACUGCGAGGCGAUGCGCCGCGGCGGCACCUCGCGGCCCCGACGGCCGCGCCGCCGACACCGGCACUCCCUGGAGGUGCUGCUCGGACUCGAGCCCCAGGCAGCCAACAGCGACGACGCGGCGGCGAGCAAGCAGCAGAGCGUUGUAACCGGCGACCUGCAGCACGCCGUCGACCUGUUCGAGGACGCACUGCAGAAGACCAGCAACAGCCACCACGUCACAGACGGGCUGAUGAACGGCGACAUCAGCGACGAGGUGGAUGGCUUGGCCGCCUGCCGCACAGACUUCGAAGCCAGGAGCCCAAACAGCGUGGCCAGCGCCACCUCUCCCAACGGCCUCAGCACCGGCGCCUUGCAGACUAUCCGAGAGCAAAUGGCUGUGAGUCUGGAACGGAUGCGGGAACUGGAAGAACAAGUGAAGCUAAUACCGAUACUGCAGGUGCAGCUGAACGUGCUGAAGGAGGAGAAACGCAAGCUGCUCGCUGAAGCUGAUCGCGAGAGACAGAGACCGCAGCCUGUUGCAGGGGAUGGAGGCAAAGCGGUGGCGGCGGUGCGCCACCGGGCUGUGGGCUGCGCAGUGGUGACGCGCGACGUGGGCGUCUGCAGCCGGAUGCCCCGGACGCGUGACGCUGCUACGUCUCCGGCGGCCUCGGCGCGCGCCGCCAGGGCUGCCGACGUCGCCUGCGCCACCGACGGCCGAAUCUACUCCGAAGACGACCUGCAGCGCAGGCUGCACGAGCAGCUCCUGCGCCAGGAGAGGGAGCUCGAGGAUAGGUUCGCCGUCCAGCUCCAGUCCCGACUGUCCGAAGAACUCCAGAGCAAAGUGUCUCGGGAAUUCGACGAGGCCGUCACACGUGAGCUCAGGAACAAGAUUUCUCGGGAGCUCGACGCUCGCGUGGAGGCCGAAUUCGAGAAGAGGGUUUUGCGGGCACUGGACGAUAAAGUUUCGUUAGAACUCGAGGGGCGCGUGCGGCGCGAUUUUGAAGACCGUGUGGCUAACCGACUCGAUCAACGUCUGCACAGCGAGUUGGAUUUCACUGUAGCGCGAGAAUUUGACCGAAAGGUGUCUACCGAACUGCAGCAGCGGCUAUCUCGAGACCUGGAGCAGACUGUUCGCUACCGGUUGGAGGACGCCGUGUCACAAGAGCUGGAGCGCAGGCUUGCCCGUGACCUGGAGGACAGGGUCUCCCGUGAACUGGACGACAGAGUGACUCGAGAGUUGCAAAUCCGUUUAUCCGACGAGUUACAAGAUCGAGUUGCCAGAGAAAUGGACGCCAGGGUACGCCUGGAGCUACAAGAAAAAUUGCGUCACGACUUGGAAGAUCGUGUGACGCGCGAAUUCGAGGACAGAGUAUCUCGAGAAGUGGAGGAGAGAAUUUCUCGAGAAAUGGAGGAUCUAGUGAGCCGCGAGUUCGAAGACAGAGUGGCGAGAACAUUGGAGGACAGGAUAUCUCACGAGAUGGAGGAGAGGGUGUCUCGCGAAUUCAAUAUCCGAGUUUCUGAAGAAGUGGAGGAGAGAGUCUCCCGGGAAGUGGAGGAAAGAGUGUCUCGAGAGGUGAACGAGAGAGUUUCUCGGGAGGUGGAGGUGAUGGUUUCUAGAGAACUGGAAGAACGAGUGGCCGCGAAAAUGAGGGAAAGGAUACGAGAAGAGCUGGAAGGGAUGUCAUCUCCCUUAAGACAGAAGAUAUAUCUGUCCAAAGUUGACGAUGACACGCCCCAACAGGCAGUCGCGGAGGACCACCGUCCAGAACAGUGUCGAUGUUUCGAAAAUGUGUCCGUUUCCACGAAUGCCGUACAAAAGUGCGACCUCGGUGUUCAGGUGAGAGACAAUAGUUUUCAGCGUCACGUUGCGACACAGUCGGAGCGCAACUGGUGGCUGAGAGAUGCCGGCAUGCAGGCCGAAGUCAGACAGAGGGACGCGUCGCUGCAGUGCGAGCCCAAGAUGUGGGCCAAAGACGCUCUCUCGCAGACGGCGAUUCCCAGGAAAGAAAUGUCGGUGCAGGCGACACUGGCUGUCAGGACUUUCGAGAUCGGCGUGUGCGCCAAACCGUCUUCCGGAGAUGCGUGGGUAGAGGCGAAGCCCACGACGGCCGACGUCGGCUGUACGGCGGUGUCGCGCCUGCAGCACAAGCCCGGGUUCGUGUCUCUCGAAGACCUCGAUGCAGUCCGUCCGGUGAGCAGCGCCACGCAGACCGACAACGCCGCCGUCACCCGGGAGAUGGCCACCAGCACUGUGGAGCGCAAGCUGGCGGACGCGUCCGCGCAGUGCCGGCUGAACGACGAAGCGCCCCCGCCGAGUCCCCGGGACCCGUCUCCGCAGCCGGUGGGCCUCUCCCGUAUACCGCGGCCGACGGUGACGACCCGGCCCGCGGACGGCACCAAGUCCCCUCGGCUCGGUGCGUCGCAGCUCACGCUACCGACGCUGAGGAGCAACUCCGUGAAGAAAAUCGUCACGCAGGAGCUCACGUCUUACAGCACUCGCUCGACGACCGUGGCAGCAAGCAGGGCGACGUCAGGAAACGCCAUUCAAGUCCGCAGCAAAAGUUCCGACCCGGCGCCGAGGCUGAAGAGACAGAACACUUACACGAAGAUUGACGACAAUGGAGAGAGAUUCGAGACUGAAAGGACUUCUAGCACAAACGCACAUGAAUCAGUUCGAAGUCCGCUAUCAUUGGAAGAAAGGGAAACAUGGAUGGGAUCGUAUCAGCUAGCGAGGACACAAACGUCAGAUGCAUCCUCAAAUCUGGGUAAUGUGGAAAAUCUGGAACGACUGGAAAGACCAAACAGGGUGGAACCUAGUAAAGAGAUGAAGGCUGCCCUUAAAGUUAUAAAUGAUUCAUUAACAAAACCAUCAGCAAAGAAGGAUCUGCCUCAUCAUUUGUCAAAUGCUGCGAAUAUAGUGCAGAAGGAGUGGUUCAGGAUAUCAGGGGGCAAGAAUGUUGAUCCCUUAGCUGUGGAGGAUUAUCUUGAUUAUAUUGAAGGUUAUUCUUCACAAUUACUGGAAUAUGUAGUCAAUAUGACUGACAUGAGUGGUAAUACUGCACUUCAUUAUGCAGUUUCCAGUGGAAACUUUGAUGUAGUGUCCAUAUUACUUGAUUCAAAGGUAUGUGACAUAAAUAAACCAAACACUGCUGGGUACACGUGUGUAAUGCUGGCUACAUUGGUGAAAUUACGCAAUGAAACUCAUAGGCAGAUCAUCCGGAGGAUGUUUCACCUGGCAGAUGUAAACAUAAAAGCAAAACCUCAUGGUCAAACUGCUUUGAUGCUGGCAACAUCUCAUGGUAACCUGGAAAUGGUGGAAAUGCUUACAGAAGCAGGUGCUGAUAUGAAUAUCCAGGAUGCUGAUGGUAGCACUGCUCUGAUGUGUGCUGCAGACCAUGGCUACACUGACAUUGUCAAACACAUAAUAUCUCAACCAGACUGUGAUGUCACUAUUGUUGAUUCUGAUGGAAAUAGCGCACUGAAUAUUGCAAUGGAAGCAGGAAAUAGGCACAUUGGGUUGCUUCUAUACGCUCACGAACAUUUCUCACGUAGUGGUUCUCCUCAUGGAUCUCUCCGACUGAAGCGUUCCAGAAGCUCAACUCCAACUUCAAGAGGCACAGUCACUCCAUCAUCACCACUAAUGACACGUGAUGGUUUAGACAAAUCAAGUUCGUAAUGAACAUAUGUAUUUCAGAAUAUAAAGAAGAUGAAAACUAAGCCUCAAAUACAAAUAUAGAUUUUAAAGAUCUCGACUUCUUGGAAAGUAUUGGAAUUUGAGGUAGAGCCAACACUUGCUUAAAGUAAAUAGUGAAUCUCCAUUCUAUAAAGUCAUACUUCAUUCUUUUAGAGUUAGAUAUAUAGAGGAAAUUAUUGGAACAAUACUCUUGGCCCUAAUGAUAGAUGUUGUGGGGUGGAAGAAGAGGGCUGGAGUGGAAACAAAAGAAAUAAUUCUCCAAUCCAUCUGCCCUGCAUCUACUUUAAUCUUCGGUUCACUUAUGACCAAGUUUUUUCCUUUUUAAUUUAGGAUGAUAAUUCCGUAAAUGUUUGAUACUGUGACUUGACUACUCUGGUUUUAGUGUGUGUGUGUGUGUGUGUGUGUGUGUGUGUGUGUGUGUGUGUGUGUGUUGGCCCUACCUUCACUUUUGAUUCUUCCUAAUGAGGUCAGCAUCUUUAUAAAAUCUUUGGUCAUAUUUGUAUUAAAAGAGUGUAUUUUUUAUAUGUUGCUGUCAUUUUUCAGCAAUGCUAUGGACAUUUUAUAAGUUUGUUCAAUAAUUAAGAGCAGUUAUUUUAAUUUUAAACUAAUUAAAAAUAUUCUGUUCCAAAACUAAUUUUAUGAGCUUAUUCUUAUAAGUGACAAUAGCAGUGGCAGCUGAUAUAUUUUGACUGAUCUGUUCAUUUUGUUGUGGAAUUGUUCCAUCUAGUGAGUUGAUCACUAAAUUAGACACCCUGAUAACUAUCACCAGAACUUGCUGUUCGGUACUGAGUAUGGGGUGUCCGACUCUUAGACAAUUUUUUCUUAAAUUGCGCACAUAUACCAUUGCAACAAUUUAAUGUGAAUACUUCAAAAGUUUUUGAAGGUAUACUUGUUGCAGGAACUGCAAAUGUCUUUCAUUUUUUAAAAUUUUGUUGGGUCUGUCACGCAAAUGAGAUAAGAGAACUCGGCAAAGUAGUUAGUUACCUAUCGAAAUAAGGAAUUUUAUUUGGUAGAUGUCCCCAUUAGAUUCAUUAGGAAUUAAUUGGUGUCUGUAUGAACUUAUUAGUGUUUUGGGCAUUGCCAGCGACUAUCAGGACUUUGUGUGUUAGUGGAAUAAAAUGUGAUUCCUAUGACCAGAUGUGCAUUUAAAACUUAUAACAUAAGGGUGCUCUCUCAAUUUGAAAGUUUCUCUCUGUCGUAUGUAUCAGGUGAUUAGUCAAAACUACUUUCUGGCUGUACAGUUUUUGUCCAUUGUCAGCAGAAGAAUAAUCAAAACACAGUAACUUUUUUCUAGUUUACCUUACAGUUAUGUUAACUGCUCACUUAGUUCUUUCCAUCCGCAUUUUUAUUCAGUGAUUAUGUAAGUCAAAAUGGUAGUUCAAAGACUACUCUGGUGAAGUCCUCAAAGUAAUCUUCCAGUGUGUCCAAAACACACACUGUGAAGUUUUAGUAGAUGAAAUAGGUAACAACCUGAACAGAAUAAAGUAGCAGGAAAACAUCUUAAAUAGGGCCAGACAAGAGUGUUUGCAAUUUCUUGGAACUGCUGGGCAGUUGAUUUUGGCAUUCCCUGAGUCCACAUUUCAACUGCCACAUUGUAUGAUUUCCUUUAUUUUCUGUCUUGCUGAUUGUAAUUUUACUUUUGUGCUUCCUGCUUAUGAAGCAAGUAAAUGCUGCUGUUGUUAUUAUUAUUAUUAUUGUUGUUGUUAUAUUAAUUUUAAUCUUGUUCCAGUACAUCUGGAUUUCUAUAUCUUUGUCUAAACUUUCUCUUGUCAUUUUCAUGCCAGUAUUCUGUAACAGAUAUAUUUUUACAGUGUAAGGCUCUGAUUUAUGAGAAUAUUAGAGGAAGUAUAAAAUAUUUUCAGAUUCAGAACUUCAUAGAAAAAAUAUUGGCAGUGGUCUAAGUAAUUAUUUUUUACCUACCUUACUUUAUACACAGUUUAACAAAUUUUAAAAUAUGUUGGUAAUGCUCUAAAGGAUGAGAUAUAUUAAUAGUAUUGAUGAUAAACUGUAAUGGCUGUAUGUUACUACAGUAUUGGUGUUUUAGCAAUCCCAAGAAUCUUCAUUAACAAUAUAUUAGCCAUGUAUGUCCAUCCAUAGUUGUAACUGACAAAAGUAACUUUCAUGUUGAAAAUUUCUAAAUAAAUUUCAGUGCUACUUAAAUAUUUAUUGAAGAAAUAUGUGUCUGAAAUACAGUAUUUUUGAAUGUAUCAUAGAAAUUCAGUGUAGUAACUGAUGUCUGACUACUAUAAAUAAAUAUUUUCGUAAAGAAAUAAAAAUAAGUGCUAAUUUUUUAAAAUUAUCUAAGAUUUCAGUUGCUAGUGUGAUAAAAAAAAUUUCUGCUGAAAGAAUGAAGUUCUUAUGCUCACACUGACAAUAAUAUUUCAGUUUAUCUGAAACGGUAAGUGUGUUCUAAAGUAUUACACAUAAAGUAGUGUUUUGUUUAAAGGGAUUGCUAUUUUUUGCUAACCAUUAUAAUAUAUUGCUGGUCAUAUACAUCCAGUUACAUGUCUGCCUAAAGAAUAGCUUCUUAAAAUUUAUUUUGUUAUUGAAUUGUAACUUUUUAGACUCUUAGACUUAAUUGGCUGAAAGAGAGGACUGAAAUCCAGCAGUCAUGUUUUAACGAGAUGAAGCACAGGAAUGAGAAUUUUUCCGUGUACACAGAAUCUCAUUGUGGACUAAAUCUGCCUAGAAUGGUUGUGCAUGGUAGAAUUGUGAGCCAUAUUUAGACUGAUACAAACUAAAAAUGUGAGUUAUAUGCUAUUUUCUUAAAUUACAAGGAAAGUGACUACCUAUGAAUGUAAAUAAAAAUAAA